CGAACGUCCUUCGUGUUCAGGCCAGCGGAUAUUUUCAGGCAACGCACGAAACGACCUGCAUUUGUCCGGCCAUCUAAAUGCCGGACUUACCGUUUCCAACUUUCCUCGCCCAUACCACGAUCGCGAUACCUCCGUCAUUUCGUCGCCAGCCUCAGGCUUGACCUGGUCUUCUUCCGCUGUUGCUAUCAAAUAGGAUUGUAUCAAACCGACUGCAUUCGAACUUGACUUAAGCUGCGGCUCCGCUAUACCGCCAACAUCUAUUCUCGAUCGACGACUACCCUCGAGCUUACAAGAUAUCCACUGCCGUCUUUCCUCCCCAAUGCCUAGAGACGACACCAGUGUUUCGUUAUCUCCGCACCGACGACAGCUUCCGGCUUGUCCGCCUCCGCCUUCGCCCUGCCGGCCUCGCCUGCGAUGCUGGGGCAGCAGGUGCCUGUACGCAAUUUUCCUUUGUUGACAGCCAAGGUCCUCGAUCCGUGCCUGACGGCUUCAAAUAAGCACCUGCCUGUAGUGCGGUCCGCACGCUCUCCCCGCACGCCCCUCCCGCUGCCCCUCGCCCCUGGACACCUCUUCUCCCGCUCAAAGGGCCCGCCGCCGCCGCCGCCGUCGUCGCAGGUGGAUCGUGCGCCCCGAGCGCUCUGCGUGCGUCCGAGAGGUCGAUGCCGAUGCCUUCGAGGCCGUCCAGCAGGCUCUGGAGCGCCGCGGGCGGGACGGCGUUGCAGGCGAGCGCGCGCGCCAUGUCGUUGCGGACGCCGUCGAGGUCGCCGCGCAUAAGCGCCACGCGGAGGACUUCGAGCGGACCUAUGCGCGAACUGGGCGGCAUCUCGCUUUCUCCUGCUUUUUGGUCUUGGUUGGAGCUGUUUUGCUGUUUGGUGGGUUAUAUCAGGGAUCGUCGCGGAUAGUGGAGCGCGGAUGCUCUUUGUACUUUGUGGCUGUGCGAUCGCAAAAUUAAAUAUUCAGGGCCGCGGAUAUGUUAGUAUUUCGU
Molecule: messenger RNA, 985 nt
Organism: Phanerochaete carnosa HHB-10118-sp
Lineage: Eukaryota; Fungi; Basidiomycota; Agaricomycetes; Polyporales; Phanerochaetaceae
Exons: 1
Coding region: 666-902 (78 amino acids)
Source: RefSeq, a predicted model, not a curated record